AUGGCGAUCCAGGAUUGUCUCCAAAAGCUUUCCGAUAUGCGGAAGGACUUUGUUUGGCGGACAACUCAGCAUGAGCGCUCCUCGAGCACAGAUGGCUCAACCAAUAUAGAUCCUCUGCUUAAGGAGAUGAACGUUGUAUUCAUCCAGGCAAGAAGUCAGUUAGCUGACUCUAAAGUUUUCCUAGAUACGGAUCUCUACUCUACGAUUCGAGAUGAUCUCCGAAAGCUCUGGAUUAUGCAGAUAGAGUACAAGCAGUCUGCGGCCCUACCUGGCACUAAGGAUUCCAUCGAUGAGGAUCCUUUGCUUUUGGAUCUGCACUUUACUUCUGAGGAGGCAAACAAAGCGUUGGCUGACUUUAAAUCUUUCCUAUUGAGAGUUAGUUGA
Messenger RNA from Dibothriocephalus latus, 384 nucleotides. Lineage: Eukaryota; Metazoa; Platyhelminthes; Cestoda; Diphyllobothriidea; Diphyllobothriidae. The record is from the annotation of a GenBank genome assembly.